AUGAAUAAAAUAAAUUAAUAAAAGAAACAAAAAUAAAAAUAAAAGUUUAUUCCUUUAGGAUUUGUAAUAAAAUACGAUCCUCCAGUAAUUGGUAUGAGAUUGAUAUUAAUUAAUAAAAGGAUUAUUAUAUAAGAGAAAUGUGUAGGAGAAUAAAAAAAAAGUUUAUAACAUACAUUUAUAGAAUCUAAUAAAGAUGGAUGAUGAAGUUGAGAUAACAAAAUAGUUAUUUGAAGAGCAUCCUGAAUUUUUGGAUCCUGAUAUCAUUGAACCUGAAUAAGUAUUAGGUUUAGUGUAGAGAUUGAUUGAAUUUAGAUAGAUAAUGGAAUAAGAAGAUGAAAAUGAAUAUUAAGAUGAGGAGACAGAUAGCCACAUAAUAGAUGAAAUGUUUGAUUGA
Molecule: messenger RNA, 394 nt
Organism: Paramecium sonneborni
Lineage: Eukaryota; Ciliophora; Oligohymenophorea; Peniculida; Parameciidae
Source: the annotation of a GenBank genome assembly